Messenger RNA from Solea senegalensis (Senegalese sole), 1290 nucleotides. It is a transcript of the gene sult6b1, whose product is annotated as sulfotransferase family, cytosolic, 6b, member 1. The transcript has 7 exons. The record is from RefSeq and is a predicted model, not a curated record. Gene Ontology annotation, molecular function: sulfotransferase activity. Bases 135 to 1088 code for a protein of 317 amino acids. Gene Ontology annotation, biological process: sulfation. Gene Ontology annotation, cellular component: cytoplasm. Lineage: Eukaryota; Metazoa; Chordata; Actinopteri; Pleuronectiformes; Soleidae.
CUCUCUCUCUCUCUCUCUCUCUCUGUCGACAGCAGCAGCCUCUCGUUCUUCAGCUUCAAACUCUGUGUGUUUGCAGAAGUUGUCGCUGUUGUUGAGUUGAAUCGUUGUGAAAAGUGAAGCAGUGUUGGAUCAGGAUGAGCAGCAGCAGCAGCAGCAGCAGCAGCAGCAGCUUCCACACGGCUCUGCAGGCCAGGAUGGAGAAGGUGAAGGAGAUGAGUGAAGAGGAGAAGCUCUACAGAUACAACGGCGUGUUGUACCCGACCCUCCUGUGUCCUGAGGAACAUCUGAAGGCUCUGGAGAAGAUGGAGGCUCGAGAGGACGACGUCCUGCUCGUGGCUUAUCCCAAGUGUGGUUUUAACUGGAUGGUCGGGGUGAUGAAGAGAAUCAUCGCUGAAGCCACAGGAACAAAAAGUGAAACUAAGACACCACCACUGCUAGAGUUCUCUGCACCAGACUGUAUGAAGUUGAUGGACGAGAUGCCGUCUCCUAGGUUACUGGGGACUCACCUUCAUCCUGACAACAUCCCAAAUUCCUUCAAAGAAAAGAAAACCAAGAUGUUGGUGGUCUUCAGGAAUCCUAAGGACACUCUGGUUUCCUUCUUUCACUUCACCAAUAAUAAUCCCGUCCUGCCGUCAGGACAGUCCUGGGAAUCUUUCUACUCUCACUUCCUGAAUGGAGACGUUCCUUGGGGAUCAUACUUUGAGCACGCUUUAGCGUGGGAGAAGAGGAUGAACGACCCUAACGUCAUGGUGGUCACGUACGAGGAGCUGAAGCAGGACCUGAGUGACAACAUCCGUCAGAUCUCCCGUUUCUUUGGUUUCAGCCUGACGGAGGCUCAGGUUCAACAGGUCGCAGAGCAGAGCACCUUCACCGCCAUGAAGGAACACGCCACCAACUCCCAUGGCAACAUAGGAAAAGUCAUCUUCAGAAAAGGUGAAGUCGGAGACUGGAGGAACCAUUUCACACCUGAGCAGAGCCGGGACAUGGACCAGGUCUUUGACAAACACCUGGGAGGAACCAGGCUGGGAGUCAGACUCAACUACCAGCUGCACUGUCAGGAGGACGCAAGGACAGAGAAGAGGGAAUGAGGAAGGAAGCAAGCAAGGAAGGAAGAGUCAGUAGGACAUGUCCUUCAGUUGUUCUAUCAUGAUUUAGUUCUUCAGUGUCUUCAAUGUUUCUAAAGAAGCUGAAACUAAACAUCAGGACGUUAACUCUUCAAAUCAAAGAAAACGUUGUUCCUGUUUGAAAACGGCAGCUAAUGUGAUUCUGAAAAUAAACGUUUCUGUCUCA